AUGCAGGAUGCCCCAAUUGCAAAAAUUGAUUGUUGUGCUUCAAUCAAUCUGUUAACCAUACUAAGUGAUCAUACCCUGACGCUUUGUGAUGCGGAACAAUUAGAACGUGUCGGAUUUAAUCUGCCCUGUCGAGAUGUGGUCACGUUCAAUCUGAACACAUUGGAAAACGAAACUGCUAAACUUUCCUUAGCAUUUUCUUCAAAACGUAUUCAUAUUUACUUACUGACCACCACAAGUGUAGAGCUCGUGUUCGACAUACUACUCAAUUUCGUUCCAAAGUCUUUGUGCGUUACAACCAAUUUUCUUGGUGUCGUGGUGUCUAACCAGUAUUUGUCGGUGAAUUUACACACAAAAGCAGUGACGGAAUUGUUGCAAUUCGAUCCGACUGCUGUUAGAGCAUUUAUCCGUGCUGUGACUAAGGAUGUUUUUCUUAUUGCCGGUCCCGGUUCACUGGGAGUGAUUGUCGAUGCGACUGGUACUUCUCAGCGUCCCCCAAUUCAAAUGUCCCCAAACGUACUAGACGUUUUUGUUUGGAAAGAUUACGUUUAUACCGUUACGGAUGAAUUUUUUACUAUACACAGCCUGCUCAGUCAAACUCAGCUUCAAACUGUUCCACUCAAUAAUGCCACAUCGGCUUGCUUUGCAUCCGACGCGAUGCAUUUCGUUUUUGUUGGCACUUGGUUAGCCAACUGCUCGAAAGCCGACCUGGUGGCUAUCGGUCCGGAACGCUGGGAUCAGUUUGCUCGCAAAUUGAUUCUUGCGGAUUGCAUGAACGAGGCCAGACGAUUGUUGGCUGAUGAGAAACAUCGAUUGAAUAUCUUAAUUCAACAGCGUCCGGCCAGCAGCAAAAAUGAACAAAACAUAUUUGUAAAGCGUUCUAGACGUCUUUUCGGUUUGCUAGGUUUCUAUCACUUUGAAAAAGGGGAUUUCAAAUCUGCCCAAAUGUAUUUUGAAAAAGCGGUGGUCGAUAUUCGUGAGCUUCUUUAUCGUUACGAGGAUCUACUCCCGAAAGGCUACACAUUCGAACCAGACCCCUUCUAUAUCCUGUGCGCAGCGGAUCCAAUUGGACAUGAUCAGAUGUCCAGGGCGUCUACCACCGGUGUCCGAUCGGUUACAGAUUUGUGCCUUUUGCACACCCUGACCGAGGCUAGUCGACUGUCUGUGUCCAAGUCAGAUGAUGCAAGUCCCGAUCCGGAGGUCACAUCACAAUGGCUUGUACGUUAUGAUAAAUUUCUAUUCGAUUUUCUACAAAAGCACCACAAGAGCAAGUUCACGGAGGCUUCUUGUCACCGACCAUCCUUGUGA
Echinostoma caproni is the source of this 1305-nucleotide messenger RNA. The record is from the annotation of a GenBank genome assembly. Lineage: Eukaryota; Metazoa; Platyhelminthes; Trematoda; Plagiorchiida; Echinostomatidae.